Molecule: messenger RNA, 2403 nt
Organism: Rhododendron vialii
Lineage: Eukaryota; Viridiplantae; Streptophyta; Magnoliopsida; Ericales; Ericaceae
Exons: 1
Coding region: 117-2078 (653 amino acids)
Source: RefSeq, a predicted model, not a curated record
UACACGAGAAAGGAGCGAUGUCACGGAGACUCGAAUAAUAAACCUUUUAGAGAGAGAGAGAGAGAGAGAGAGAGAGAGAGAGAGAGACGCAUACGGCAUACCUCUGCUCUGCUGCCAUGAAUCCAAGCAAAACCGAGGACGAUCUCUUCCACUCCCACCACCACCACCACCACCACCUGGACCCCCCCAUCCUCCACGACCACCACGACGACACCGACUCCCACCCCUCCCUCCUCGACGACCCCUUCUCUCUCCCCCCCACCAUGUCCGACAUCGUCCUCUACCCUUCCUCCGACCCCGACUCCCUCUCCCACUCCUCCUCAGACGCCGACGAAAACCCCACCUCCAAUCCCCUCCUCCCCCCUCCCCACCACGACGCCGCAGUUUCCCUCAACCCCACCACCACAAAAAAAAACCCUAGGCCACCAAACCCAAACAACAUCAUCGACCCCGACCCCCACGUCUCCUCCCAAUUCUACACCUUCAACUCCCAAUCCCACUCCCUCAUGAUCCGCUGCAUCCUCGACUCCCGCCUCGCCACCCCCGACGAGAUCCGCGCCGCCACCCCCUUCCCCGUCCUCGCCAGCUGGCGCGCCGUCUGGAAGGACCGUAACGAGGACACCGCCUACCUCACUGCCUGGAAGCGCAUCCAGGACAAGCUCAACGUCCACCUCACCCCCCACGGUAACCAAUUCCUCUGCUUCAAGUCCAAUUCCAACCAAUUUGUUUCUCACAUCGACCAGUGGCAGGACAUAGUCAUGUCCUCCCACUGCGACGGAGAUUUCAAACACCUAGGGCUUAAGGACACCGUAGAACGAAUUAAGCAGAUGUGGACUGUAGGCGCUAAGUUUUACGGCAUACCUGAGUCUUUCAUUAGGGUUUGCGUGUCAGAGUGUCCGGUGUGUUCAGAUUCGUCCGGGUCAAUGCAACGGACGAAACGACGGAGGUUUGAGUAUACCGAGUCGUUUGAUGUCCCUGCGAAGGAGGUGCCGCGAAAGCUGCAGCAACUCGCAGCGAAGCACAAGGUUGUGUUGUGUAUAAGGCAGAAGUAUAUUAGGUAUAAGCCGUUUAUGGCGGAGGUUAAGGAUUACGCUUGUCACCGGGCGGGAGACCCAGCUUCGUCGAAGAAGUCGAAGGUUUUGAAGAGGGAACCGUAUGCGUCCAAGCGGUGUGGCUGUGGGUUUCGGAUUAGGGCGAUUGUGCCCAUUGCUAAUUAUAAUGAGAAGGAUAAGACGUUUGUGUAUCAGGAGGAAGGGGUGGCUGUGUUUAAGUUGUAUGCAGUGCAUUCGGGGCAUGAACCCGGGCCGUUGGAUGGGAAUGCGAGGAUUAUGCAUCGAGUUGUGGGGCAUAAGGGGGGAUAUUUGAUGGAUCAAGAUAUGGUCUAUGGGAUGGGUGAGGAAAUGGAAAACGAGGGUUUUGGGUUCAUGGGGAAAGACGAAGGGGAUAUGCAGCAUUCUGUUCUGCAACAAGUUCAAGAAUUGAGGAAUGUGGUUGGGUGUCUCGAAGGGAGAAUUGCGAAAAUCCCUAGUGAUCAGUUGGGUUCAGUCUCGCAAGAUUUGUUUGAUGUUGUGAAUAAACUUAGAGCUAUAGGAGACUGUAGUUCAAAGCCAGUUGGAUUCUUUUCAGACAAGUCGCAUUCGGAUGAUGUGCUGGUGGGAGAAAGCGAUUUGGCAGAUUGGGGCGAUCAUGACCACGAAAGGUUGUAUGGCGAUGCCAAGGAUGGGGAUUUGAUUGAGGAUGAUGAAGAUAGCUUUGGGCGAACCCUUGGGGAUGUUGCACCUUGGGAUCAGAUGAGAACAGAGUGUACGGGUGAGAAGGAUCUGCUGGCUGAUGCUUGCAAGCCCGAAAAGUGGCUGAAAUGCGGCGACUUUGAUGAGAAGAGCAUUCUUAACUGCGAGGAUUGCAAACUAAUCAAGCCCAUGAAGCAUGACGAUAAUUUAGUGUCGGAUGUUGGUCUUGUUGGCUUACAGGUUGACAGCUUUUACCCGGAUAAUUCUAAAUGGUAUGAUUCCCCAUGCGAUUUGGACUCAGCUACUGAUUGUGGUGAUAAUGGAUUCAGGCAUGGGGGGAUUGUCUAGAAUAAUAAUCAUGAGUCUGUUAGGUGCCAUUCUUUCCAUUUUCACAGUUGGAAUUGAGUUGUAUAUUUACGCAUACGGAAGAUUGGAGCCUGUGACAUCCCUGAUGUCUCUUUGCCAUAAGUGGUUCACAGACUAUAAAGUAUGGCUGUUUGGCUACUCUGCAUAUACUUCCUUUUAGAACUCUUAUUGGCAAUGUCAUCACCUUCAACCUUUAGUGCGUCUUUGUACUCCGCUUUUAUUGUUGUCUGAACUUCUUGUAUUUACUGUAUGUUAACCUUGUAAUCCAUCCUUUCCAGGAAUUUGAGAUUCACGAAACUUAGAUCUC